GGCGCCCCUCGCCUCGCCGGCCGCGCACCGGGACCGCUGCGGAGGGGACGGAGCGGCGAGCCGGGGUCCUGCGCCCGCGGGCUGGCGGCGGCCUCGGGCGUUCUCCUCCUUCACAAUGGGGGCUGCGAUACCCGGGUGCGCACCGUGUGCCCGUAAGCCCCUUCCCAAAAGCUGCGCUGGGUGACUGCUGGCCGGUGAGCGGCACCAGUUCUGACCCGCGGCCCCACUGCUUGGUCCCCGCGACGCCAGUCAACCGCAGUCGGUGUUCUCUAAUUCAUCCAGUAGUUCCGUGCCCUCCUCCUCGCUCAGAAAUGUGACUCUGCGGCGAGCUUCCUAAAUACUGCUUCAAAAGGAAAGGAACCGCAGAAUUCUGUUCCAAACGGAACGAAAGCUACCAGUCGACCAACAAACCCCUAGGAUCCCAAGUGUGGAGUCAUCCCAGAAUAAGGCACGAUGUCCUCUGCAGGAGUGGCUGCUCAGGAGAUUCGGGUCCCGUUGAAAACUGGGUUUCUACAUGAUGGCCAGGCCAUGGGGAACAUGAAGUCCUACUGGGCCAGUCGCAGGGAGUUUGAAAAUAACUUUUUCAAUAUUGACCCAAUAACCAUGGCCUACAGUCUGAACGCUCCUGGACAGGCGCACCUAACAUCUCUCGGGCGCGCUUCCACAUCUGCUGCGAUGAACGGCCUCUGCUCCGCAGACAACGGCCCCUCUCCGAGGCCCAGCUUGCCCCCUCUGCUCAUUCCCCCAGGUGAGAAUUUGGGGCCACAUGAAGAGGAUCGGGUCGUAUGUGGUCUGAAGAAACUCUCGGUCAAUGCGGUGUGCGCGUCUCCGCCUCCGCUCACGCCCGUCAAGACCUGCCCCUCCCUGUUCCCCUGCGCGGCCCUGUGCGAGCGGGGCGCUCGGCCCCUGCCGCCGCUGCCCGUCCCCGAAGGCCCCUCUCUGGACGACACGGACUGUGAGGUCGAGUUCUUCACCAGCUCAGACACCGACCUGCUUCUGGAAGACUGCACACUGUCUGACUUCAAGUACGACGUCCCCGGCCGGCGGAGCUUCCGCGGCUGCGGCCAGAUCAACUACGCGUAUUUCGAUGCCCCCGCGGCGUGCGGCGCGGGGCUCAGCCAGGCCGCCGAGCCGAGCGCCGGCGCGCACAGCGCAAACCCUGCUCUGCCUCAGAGCCACCGGAGACUGAGAAGGUCUCACUCAGGCCCGGCUGGGUCCUUUCACAAGCCCGCCAUUAGGAUAUCCAGCUACCUACACAGAGCUUCUCCCAACUCCGACGAGGACAAACCUGAGGUCCCCCCGCGGGUGCCCAUACCUCCCAGGCCAGUGAAGCCAGAUUACAGGAGGUGGUCGGCCGAGGUCACGUCUAGCACCUACAGUGAUGAAGACAGGCCUCCGAAAGUGCCCCCAAGGGAACCUCUGUCACGGAGUAACUCCCGCACACCGAGUCCUAAAAGCCUGCCGUCUUACCUCAAUGGGGUCAUGCCCCCCACACAGAGCUUUGCCCCCGACCCCAAGUACGUCAGCAGCAAAGCUCUGCAAAGACAGAACAGCGAAGGGUCUGCCAGUAAGGUGCCCUGCAUCCUGCCCAUUAUUGAAAAUGGGAAGAAGGUCAGUUCAACACAUUAUUACCUACUACCUGAGAGGCCACCGUACCUGGACAAAUACGAAAAAUUCUUUAGGGAAGCAGAAGAAACAAGCGCCCAAAUCCAGCCCUUACCUGCUGACUGCAGUGUCGUCUCAGCCACAGAAAAGCUGGACUCGAAAACAAAAGUGGAUCUGGGGGGGCACGUGAAGCGGAAACACUCGUCCUACGUCGUGUCUCCCUAGACCGUGGCUCGUGGGUCAGCAGACGUUCCGCGGGAGCAGACGGUUCUCCAGCGAUUUUCCAGUGUGGCUGACGUGCACGGGAAAACGAUUCAGGUUACAGAACAAAACAGUUGAACUCUCUGUUAAAGAGCAAGGCCGAGAGCCGGUGUGAGGUACUGCUGCGCUGAGGAUUCCUGCUUUCCUUAGCGCUGGAGAAGAGUCUGUCCCAGUGUGUGGGCUGUGACGGCGGGGAGGGCAGGGGGAAGCCUUUCUAGACGCAUACAUCGGGUACCUUCUGGAUGAACUCGCGGUGUAACCGGAGACCAUAGUUGCAGGUUAACCAGGUAGUUACUGUCUUAGAGUAAUAUAUAUUUAGAAUGAUAAAAACUCAAGCUGGAGAAUGGCUCCUGAUAGACUGAAAAUUGAGCAAACGGAGGAAAAUGCAGUGUUUAGAUCAAAAUCAUAAAAAAAAAAAAUUAUUUUUGCUUAGUAAGUUUGAAGAUUUCUGGCUCUUUGGCCUGUCAUAUUUUGUUUCAUUUAUUUUUGCAAGUUGUCUUUUCCAUGGAGGGCAGCGUGUACGUUCUCACUGUGGCUCUCUACCUACCUAGUUUAAAAAUCGUCCCAAGACCGAAAGGCUUCCUGUUUGGUUGAGGGGAGGGAUAGCGGUUUAUUUGGCAACCAUAUUUUUCACCUGUACAUGUCUCACAUCUUGAAAACGGAGAAGAUCAGAGAAUUAGUACAUUUUCCUUACAGUUCCUGCUUUGUUCCACCCACUGAAACGGCCCACUGUCUGUCACAUGCGCCUUACAGAAACGGGGCACCCGAACUGCUCGCCAGUGUUGAGAACGUCAGGCGUAAGCGAGUCGCUAUGAUUGAGAGUUACUGUGUGGGGAUGUGUGUUGUGGUUUUUUUGUUUUUGUUUUUUAGACUGUAUUAAUAAACAAGCACAACACAAGCUGGCCUUGUGUUGCUGGUUCCUGUUCAGUAUUUCCUGGGGACUGUCUGCUUUUUCAGUAAAACACUUCUGACCAAGAGCGCAGUGUGUCUUAAUACCAGAGGUCACAUCAGCAUCGUUUGCUUUGAAAACUCGCACAGCUGGCCGCUCCCCUUGGAUGCAGCAAGACACACGGCUGGCGCUCCCACUCCCACAGCUUCGGUGUAUUUAUCUUGUAUAGUUAAGCACAAGAGAGGAGGUGCUCACAGGUACAUUACUGCAAUGUUCUCUUAACAGUUCAACAAACUGUUUACAGUUUAAACUGCUGAAUGAUAUUAUUUGAGCUAUUUAAAGCUUAUAUUUUAGUAUGAACUUAAAUGAAGGUUAAAAACGUGCUUUAGAAAAAUGCACUGAUUUCUGCAUUAUGUGUACAGUAUUGGACAAAGGAUUUUAUUCAUUUUUGUUGCAUUAUUUUGAAUAUUGUCUUUUCAUUUUAAUAAAGUUAUAAUACUUAUUUAUGAUACCGUUAAUAAUGUUUCUUGCCUAAACUCUUAACAAAAUUUUAUGUCUCAAGUAAUUUGACAACGUUACAUCUGGAAGCAGAAGGGAAGAUUUGUUUUUCUGCAAUUUAACAUAUUAAACUUGAAAUUUACUGUCAUUCCCUAAAA
Messenger RNA from Rhinolophus ferrumequinum (greater horseshoe bat), 3411 nucleotides. RefSeq names its product ERBB receptor feedback inhibitor 1 (gene ERRFI1). Lineage: Eukaryota; Metazoa; Chordata; Mammalia; Chiroptera; Rhinolophidae. The transcript is spliced from 4 exons. The record is from RefSeq and is a predicted model, not a curated record. Gene Ontology annotation, cellular component: extrinsic component of cytoplasmic side of plasma membrane. Bases 454 to 1830 code for a protein of 458 amino acids. Gene Ontology annotation, biological process: negative regulation of epidermal growth factor receptor signaling pathway; regulation of keratinocyte differentiation.